Molecule: messenger RNA, 2305 nt
Organism: Betta splendens (Siamese fighting fish)
Lineage: Eukaryota; Metazoa; Chordata; Actinopteri; Anabantiformes; Osphronemidae
Exons: 6
Coding region: 508-1404 (298 amino acids)
Source: RefSeq, a predicted model, not a curated record
GUUGGACAUCCCUGGACAGUAGUGGAUAUUUGACUAUAGCUGCUGCCUGUCGCCGUUUCAUCACAUUCAUGUCCAGCUGUCAAUAGUAAGUUAGUUAAUUAUUAGAUUCUAAGUGAGAUUCUGAAUAAGAACACUGAGAAUGUUAAUUACCUCAGUGUGGUUUCACUGAGUUGAUGGUUGCAUGACACACAUCACACUGUGUUUUCUGUUAUAAACUGUAACUGAUGAUUGAAAGCUGCAGCUUCCCUGCAGUCUGAGUGACUCCAGUGAGAGACAUCUGUUGAGUCUGUUGAAGCUCAAACAUAAUGUUUUUCUGAAGCUAAAUAUUUGCUCCUGCACCGUCUGUGCCAACAGGACAGAAAACGGUACUUUCCAGGUUGUUAUUUACUGACACAAGGACUAUGAGAAUGAAAGUGAAAGCUUUUUGAGGCAGACUCAAUAAACAAACAACUUCAGCUCUCAUAAAAAGACUGAAGCUGACAGAAGCCUCACCACAAAAUACAUAACAUGGAUUGGAGCAUUUUGGGACGCUGGUUCGAAGAGAGUCGUUUAACAGAGGCACGACUGAACGUCUUCCCCAGGAUCUCAGCGCGGCAUAGACGUGGUGACUGCUCCACUCUGGAGCAGCUCCACCAGGAACUUGCUCGCUUGACACGUGAUCGGGGGGUGAGGGAGGAGAAGCGCUACGACCCCAAGGACCGCACACUCAAGUUUGUGGAAACAGAGGAUGAAUUAGACUUUCUGUAUGAAGGCUUUACAUCUCGUAGAGCUCUGAUGUCCUGUGGUCACGCUGUCACUCCCACAUCUCUGACCAACUGGUGUCUGAAGCAACUGGAUGAAGGUGAGAGCAGGUUCGUGUGUGGACAAACUGGCUGUAACGUAGAAUGGUCUUAUGAGGAGGUUUGUAAAAUGGCUCUACUGACCCCUGAAGAAAAGAAGCUCUUUGAAAAAGCCAGGAAGUCCAACUCUGUCAAAGCAAACACCAAAGCAUGUCCUGGAUGUGAAUGUCCUGUGCUGAAAACCGAUCUGUUCAAUCUCAAAGUUCACUGCACACUUUGCACCGUGAUCAGGAGACGGAGCUAUGACUUCUGCUGGCAGUGUCUGAAGGAGUGGAAGGGUCCUGAUCCACGUUCAGACCGCUGCGACAACGACGGCUGCUUCAACCAGUCGGUAAAAACACUGGAAACCUGCCCAGAAAUGCUGCUCAGGUCUGUGAAGUGUCCGUCCGUCCGAGCGUGUCCCACCUGUGGCAUCCUGCAGCAGCACUGGAAGGACGGCUGCAGAAACGUCACCUGUCCUCGCUGUAAGGACGAGUUCUGUUUCCUGUGUCUCAGUGUGGCAUGCGUCCAUCCGUGCAGCGUUGCUCCUCGACAGACGUCUGUACCUGUGUGGCAGAAGAAAUAAUGUUAACAAGCAGAUUAUGAGCGUCCACACAUUUAAAGCGUUACUCAUUUCCCACAUUUAAACGUAGCAACCGUUUAAUCGUUUGUUUCCUUGUGUCUGUUUAGUCCUUGUCAUUUCCAGUGUUGAUAUGUGUAUUGACUGUUUUGUUUGUCUUGUCACUUUAAAAAAUUGGAGUCACCUGACGAGUUACAGUAAACAUUGUGUCAGAUGCUGGUGAUAGAACGAAUACGCUGUAAUUACUGUAGCGUGUUUAGAGUUUAGAUUAGAAAAUGAUUCUUUUUCAAAUGCUAAACAGGUUUUUUCAUACUACUUUCCAUCCCACAAUAAAGAUGCUGAAUAUUCUAUCUACUCGGUAAGUUAUUUACUCACUUACCGAUUACUUUUACUCACCAAGUGUGAAGUGACUUCUCCAGAGAUUUGUAGUAAUGGUUCAUGCAGUAGCUCUAUUUGUAACAUGUACACAUAUCUGGUAAUUUUAUGUUGUUGGGUAUAAUAUUAUGUCGUUAUGUCUCACUCCAGGACACUUUUACAUGGGUUUAAAUCACUGCAUACCUAGUUAAAACAUGGACUAACUACCAAUACUAACUUUGUGGUAAAGACUAAAUGCACGACUCAUCGUUAUUUAUGUGCACAAUCAUUUCAAAAGAAUUGCAGGAAUUUCUCCCACACUGAAUGUGACCAGUCAUCCACAUCAGUGUGGCUCAUUUUAUGUAAACUCCAGGGUAGAACUGUGUGUGUGUGUGUGUGCCCCCAUUUCAGAAUUUCCUCCAACCUUUUUUUUUACUGGUUUAUUUUUUUUCAUCAUCACUGUGUGCCGGUCAAUAAAUGAACAAAAAACUCCAGUUCGGUGGGAUACUUCUAAAAUGUAUUAUUUCCAAAUUUAAAUAAAUGUGGUUAUGUA